Messenger RNA from Prunus dulcis (almond), 1062 nucleotides. RefSeq lists its product as uncharacterized. NCBI's taxonomy places the organism in Eukaryota, Viridiplantae, Streptophyta, Magnoliopsida, Rosales, Rosaceae. Gene Ontology annotation, cellular component: mitochondrion. The transcript is spliced from 4 exons. The record is from RefSeq and is a predicted model, not a curated record. Gene Ontology annotation, molecular function: zinc ion binding; protein-folding chaperone binding. Bases 148 to 798 code for a protein of 216 amino acids. Gene Ontology annotation, biological process: protein folding; protein stabilization; protein import into mitochondrial matrix.
CGAGAUCAAGUCCAGACAGAGAAGCUUAAAUGAUGCUAAUCCAUCCAGUCCACGUAACUCCCGCGAUAUUUUUUUCAACGACGACUUUCACCAUCAUCAUCAUCAUCAUCAUAUCUGAUUCUGAUUCUGAAUCAGUUGUUGUACGCCAUGGAAGCCCUAAUCAGCUCAUCUUCUGCUACAAUCACAUCAUCCUCUUCUCCCUUUUCCAUUUUCUCUCCCAGAAAGACUCUCCCUUUGCGACCUGUUCAGCUCCCCCUCGCCUCCAAAGGAAACGAGAACGAAUCCAGUCCAAGUUCGGAUUCCAAAGACAUCAAAAAUGUUCCAGUUCUUAGCAAUCGCCAUCUCUCCCUCUCACCACUCUCCAAGGAUGCGGCAAUGGGACUGGUGAUGAGUGCGGCGACAGGACGAGGGUGGACUACAGGUUCUGGAAUGGAAGGGCCUCCUGCUCCUGCUGGGAUUCACACCCACUCAAGCACAGAGAAUGUCUCCACUUUUCCCUGGUCUCUCUUCACUAAAUCGCCUCGCCGUAGGAUGCUUGUAGCUUUCACUUGUAACAUUUGUGGGCAGCGGACAACGCGGGCAAUUAACCCCCAUGCAUACACCGAUGGAACUGUCUUUGUGCAGUGUUGUGGAUGCAACGCAUUUCAUAAGCUCGUGGAUAAUUUGAACCUGUUUCAUGAGAUGAAGUGCUAUGUGAGCCCAGGUUUUAAUUACAAAGGUAAUGGAUGGGAUGCUGUUAACUUCAAAUAUCUGGAAAUGGAUGAUGAUGAUGAGGAUGGCAUGUUUCCCAUUCAGUGAGGCGGAUGGACCACUCAAGGAGUAUGUAUAUUCUGCACUAGUGUAUUGGAACCUUUGAUUAGUCUUCACAUGUAUAUGUCAUUAUCUAGGUUUAUCCUUGUCACAUUUUUAAAAUUCAGCAUUGGGUUGUCUAGAAGCUUAGUAAGAGAUGUUUGAACGGCUAAAAAGAUUACAGAUUACUCUUAUUUGAAGCUUAUGUAUAGUAGGUGUCUAACAAUGUGCAAAUCUGAAUGCAAUGCCAGAAUUUUUAAGCUUUAUUCAACA